Toxotes jaculatrix (banded archerfish) is the source of this 1470-nucleotide messenger RNA. Its product is annotated as zinc finger C2HC domain-containing protein 1C-like. The record is from RefSeq and is a predicted model, not a curated record. The transcript is spliced from 2 exons. Lineage: Eukaryota; Metazoa; Chordata; Actinopteri; Toxotidae. Bases 1 to 1470 code for a protein of 489 amino acids.
AUGAGCACAUACACAAGAAGAAGACCCAGACCUCAAGGGCAGGACAACAUUGCAGCACAAGGCAAUGUCUAUCCUCAAGCACAACAUGGUGUUGUACCUGGUAGGAGAACAGAUGGAAUAGACCGCCCAUUUCCAAACAAGCCUGUCAGCCACAGGAGACCUCUCAACCCCAGGACAAAAGACUCACUUGAUCUGUAUGAUUUUGAAAAAAUCAAUGUUACCAAACAACCAAGAGGCUCUUUCUUGCCCCAAGAACAUAAUUUAAGUGGCAUCAGAGAGACCACUGGAUCCCAGCUUCCAAGAAAAGACUCAGACGGACCGCCGAGUGGAGAACUGCAGAUGGCCAGAGCAAUUCAUGCAAAAGAGCUUGUGCUACAGGAGAAGCUGUGGAGGGUUGAGGAAAAAAUAAGGCAAAAGCUCCAGAGGGAUAGUGUUGAAGCUUUUGCAGGUAUGAAGAAUGAGGAGGAGAAGCACAACAGCGGACAGGCAGAAAGGGGAAAAGCUCAGACAAAAACCAGACUGUCUGAGCAGCACAGGCAAGAAGCAAAGAGCAGCAGAGACAUACUGAUGCAAGAAAGAAGACAGGAAAGACAGGAGGAUGUUACGCAACUUAGGAGAAACCAAGAUCAGAGAAGCAAGGACAGAAUCCAAAAGACACAUGAAGAAGAGGAGGCCAGAUGGAAAAGAAGAGAAACAGAAGUUGCAGAGUGUCCCCAGUCAAAAAGAAAAGGAAAUAAAGGAACUCAUAACAUUACAGUAAAUCAUCAAAAAGUGAGCGGAGAGCUGAACAAACUGAGAUGGGAGAAUGUGAAAGAGUAUAGCAGAGGAAAAGGGGAUGAAAAAGAUCAUCACAUUUGGGGAAAAGCAGGUGUGAGGCCACAGGAUCGAGUGGAGAAAGCAAAGGAAAGAGAGCAAAAUAAGACCUCUUUAGGCAAUAUAGGUUGGACAAGAGAAAAGAAAUAUAGGGAGAGAGGAUAUAAGGACAUGCACUGCACAUAUGACGAGCGAGACAUACCUCAAGUAAGCCAACAGAAAAACGCUCAUAGACUGGCAAUAGAAAACCACGGAGGUGCAGAACGUAAAUCAAGGGAAUCAUCUCUCCCACAACUUUCUAGUCCUUCUCAUCCCAGCAGACCACAGGAGGACGUGCUGGGACUCACGGAUAGCACAGACGGCAGCUUCCAGCUUCUUCUUUGCGGAAUCUGCAACAGAAAGUUUGCAAGUGAAAGGUUAGAAAAGCACAUCCAAAUCUGCGAAAAGGUGAACCAGUCACGUCGUCAAGUCUUCAACUCCUAUCUUAACAGGACCAAAGGAUCCGCCAUAGAGGAGUUCUGGAAAACCCACAGCAUAAGCAAGACUCCAGAGGUUUUACCGAAAAAGAACCAAAGACAGAACCACAAGGCCAACGCAAAGAAUGUGCAGCAGGGUCGACUCCCGGCUGGAACCUCACACCAAAAAUGGUCCAAGUGA